Molecule: messenger RNA, 900 nt
Organism: [Candida] anglica
Lineage: Eukaryota; Fungi; Ascomycota; Pichiomycetes; Serinales; Debaryomycetaceae
Source: the annotation of a GenBank genome assembly
AUGUCAUCAUCACCAAAAGUUGCAAUCCUUGGAUCUAAUGGAUUCUUAGCUAAGCCAGUUCUUGAUGCCUUUACCACUACAUUUAAAGAAAAGGUUGACUUCCCAAUUCUUGUUAUUACUCGUUCUGCAAAGGAUAAAGUUUCAACUGAUAAGAUUAAGUAUGUUGAACUUGAAUUAAUCGAAGAAAAUUUGGAAAAAUUAUACAAAGCACUUGAAAGUAUUGAUGUUAUCAUUGAAUUAACUCAAGUUACUCCACCAAUUAUUUCUAUUGUUGAAAAAGUUGUAUCACAUGUUAAGCCAAAAUUGUUUAUCCCUUCCCAAUUCGGAACUGAAUUAGAUAAGACCGAAGAAUACUUACCAGGAUUUUUAGGUAUCAAAGAUAAACAUUCUGAAACAAUCCGUAGUUUCGGAGUUAAAUCAAUCGAUAUCAUAACCUCUUUAUUUGCCACACCUGGUGCCUUUCUUUAUGAAAUUGUUGGAAGUGUUGGUGUUGAUGCGGAAGCUAAAACUGUUCAAUACAGAGGUGAUCCAGACUUGAAAUUCCCAGUUAGUAAAUUGGAAGACAUUGGUAAUGUGGUUGCAGCAAUUGCAACCAAUCCUAAUCCAACUGAACUUCCAAAUAAAAUUCGGAUUUAUUCCGAUUUGGUCUCACAAAGACAAGUGGUUGAAACUUAUGAAAAAAAUCAUAAUGUUAAACUUAGUGAAAAGGAAACUAUUAGCGCUGAAGAAUCUUUAAAAGAUGCAAAGCAAAGAUAUGCUAAAGGAUUUUCAUUUGCUGAUUUCUUGUUUUAUCUUCAUACUAUUUUAGCUCUUGGUGAAGAUAAAGGUUUGGGAUUUAGUAGUGAUGAAAGAGAACUUAUUAACCCAAAGCAAAGUUUAUGGAAAUGGGGUAAGUUUUGA